AUGCGGAACGACGAUAUCGUCCGCCGCGCGCGCUCGGACGGGCGCGCGUACCGCGACGGCGACGAGAAUGGGAGCGAAGAUGGAGUGAAAUCAGCAUCGAGUCGCGAGCGUUCGGAUGCUUCGACGAGCGUGACGCGACGCACCGCGUGGUUCGCGUCGCUCUUGGGGCGCGAGACCGCGCGCGGGCGUCUCGAACGUCGCGCGGCGUACGAGCGACGACGCGCGGAGGCGAUUCGAGCGAAUGGGGCGCGCGUGGAGGCGAGCGAGAGCGUUCGCGCCGUCGCGAUGGACGUCGAGCGCUUGCCGAGCGACGAUCCCACGGCGCGAUCGGUGACGAUGGUGGAGGCGUUGAAACGGAUUCUGGUGACGCACGCGAUCGGGACGAGACGGGGGUAUCGGCAGGGAAUGCACGAGGUUGCGUCGGCGGUGCUGUUGUGUUGCGCGAGCGCGGCGGAGUACUCGGCGGCGCCAAAGGGAACGGGACGGUGGGAGGACGGCGAUUCGGAAUCGAUGGCGUUCGUCGAUGUGGAUCACGGCGAGGAUAAAGACGCCGAGGCGGCGGGGGAGAGGGAUUAUAGGUUUGUCGAGCACGACGCGUUUGCCGCGUUCGUGGCGCUCAUGGGCGACGCGAGCGACCGCGAGUCGGACGGGCGCCUCAUCUUGGCGGCGUAUUACGAGGACGCGUCGACGCCCACGUCACCGAUAAGCGAGGCGUUUCGAAGGAUAAACAACGCCCUACGAUCGGUGGACGCGGCUUUAGCGAAAAAAUUGCGAGACUUGGAAGUCGAGCCCCAACUGUAUCUACUUCGAUGGCUUCGGCUCGCGUACGGACGAGAGUUCCAUCGAAGCGAUGUCCUCGAGCUGUGGGAUGCCAUUUUCGAGUGUUUGCCGGGCGUCACGUCGGACGGAGAGACGAUUUCGAGUCGCGACGUGUACGAAGGGAUGGCGGUGAGCGUCUUGAUCUCGAUGCGAAACGAGCUGUUGAGCGCCGAGGACUUCGGCACGGCGAUGAGUCAGUUGCAGCAGGUACCUCAGGGGAUCCAUAUGCGCCAUAUGAUCGCGAGAUCGAAGGCGAUCGCGAUGACUGGGCAGUUGAAAGAGAAUGGCCCGGAAAACAUCCUGACCUGGACGAAGUCCUCGAGAAAGCACGCUCGUCAAUCGACGACGGUGAAGAAUCGUCUCGUCGUUCCAGGCAUCGCCGGUAAGUCGAUGUCCACCUCGCAGAGCAAUGAUGUGGACAGUCUCGAUGUCGAGGCCUCCGCGAACGAAGAGAGUUCAUCGGUAUCAUUUGAUCUCGAGGCUUCGUAUGAGUCCCAGGCGCGACGAGAGGAGAAGAUUUCGAAGCCUUAUCGACGCGUCGAGUCGCUCACGCUCAGUGUCCCGGCGCCGGUAUCGAUGACGCGCACCCGUCGCCCUUCCAGACGCGAUGUCGAAGGCCUUGAACUCGACUCCGACCCGUUCACGGCACCAAUCUUUGGUGCGGUAUCGAGACAGGACCCCGAUCGGACGACGAACACCGACGUCGCCGCCUCCCGAGAAGCCGCCAUGCGCCAUCUUCGAGCCGCCCUGGACGCUCUCUCGCGCGCCUCAUCCUCCGGCGACGUCGAUGCCGGCGUCGCCGCGCUCCAGAUCGACACCGCCCUCGGCCGUUUGAGUGAUUAA
Messenger RNA from Ostreococcus tauri, 1662 nucleotides. Its product is annotated as Rab-GTPase-TBC domain. Bases 1 to 1662 code for a protein of 553 amino acids. Lineage: Eukaryota; Viridiplantae; Chlorophyta; Mamiellophyceae; Mamiellales; Bathycoccaceae. Gene Ontology annotation, biological process: activation of GTPase activity. The record is from RefSeq and is a predicted model, not a curated record. Gene Ontology annotation, molecular function: GTPase activator activity. The transcript has a single exon.